This is a messenger RNA of Sporothrix schenckii 1099-18, 954 nucleotides long. RefSeq lists its product as uncharacterized. Gene Ontology annotation, molecular function: transcription cis-regulatory region binding; DNA-binding transcription activator activity, RNA polymerase II-specific. The record is from RefSeq and is a predicted model, not a curated record. The transcript has 3 exons. Gene Ontology annotation, cellular component: RNA polymerase II transcription regulator complex. Lineage: Eukaryota; Fungi; Ascomycota; Sordariomycetes; Ophiostomatales; Ophiostomataceae. Bases 1 to 954 code for a protein of 317 amino acids.
AUGCCGAGGAACAUUUUCCGGGUGUUCAACCCAAAUGCCACACCAGAGGACCGCGCUGAAAAGCGACGAGCGCAGCUACGCCAGGCACAACAGACGUACCGAGAACGAAAAGAUCGGUAUACCAAGGCGCUCGAGGCCGAAAUCGCCGACGGCCGCGCCCGCGAAGCCCACCUCGUCCAGGAGAACGAGCGUCUGCACGACACGGUCAAGGAGCUACGCGCUGCCCUGGCUCUUGCGCGCGGCCAAGCCAAUGGUCAAGCCAAUGGUCACGACCAACGUCACGACCAUGGACAUGAUCAUGGAUACGACUUCAACAACCUGAGCCCAUGGUCUGCCCAGCUUGAACCCCCAACGCCCCUGGCCAAGGACAGCCCGUACGUCAAGGGCCACGCCAACACCAACAGCUACUCGCCGGCGAUGUUCCCGUCGCCCGUCAGCGCCAGCGACGCGUCGGCCCCGGCCCCCGCGCCGCCGCCCUCCGACACCAGCGUCGCGGGCUGGUCGCCCACGCCCGGCGCGGCCGCGCGGGUCGGCGACUUGGACCCCACGGACGUCGGCAUGGAGUUUGUCCUGACGCUCGAGCAGCCCUGCCUGGCCCACCUGCACGGCGACCCCGCGUCGCCGCUCGAGUCCAACAACCACGCCCUCACCGUCUCCUCCAAGCUCUGCGCCUACGCCUCCACCACCACCCCGUCGCCCAAGACCGCGCCGCACAACAUCCUCGAGGCGAUGCUGCGCCUGUCGCCCGCGCUCGGCGUGCCCGACACCAGCCUGACGCCCGUGCAGGCGUGGCACAGGGUCAGCGCGCAGCCGCAGUUUGCGCGUCUCGAGCUGGGCACGCUCCAGGCGCUGGCGACGACGCUGCGCGGUCUGGUGCAGUGCCACGGCUUUGGGGCGGUGAUUGCGCAGGACGUGUUUGCCGACCGGGUGGAGGCGUUGCUGGUAGGAUCAUGA